Mytilus trossulus (common blue mussel) is the source of this 2977-nucleotide messenger RNA. RefSeq lists its product as uncharacterized. NCBI's taxonomy places the organism in Eukaryota, Metazoa, Mollusca, Bivalvia, Mytilida, Mytilidae. Gene Ontology annotation, molecular function: oxidoreductase activity. The coding region runs from base 159 to 2708 and encodes 849 amino acids. The record is from RefSeq and is a predicted model, not a curated record. The transcript has 6 exons.
UGUUAUUUCCCUGUACAGGACACAUUUAAUAAAUACUAGCAGUCUGUGAAUAUUUCCAUAUGUUAAAUUUGUUAAUAAUAAUAUAGUUCUACAUUUAAAUAUUUAAAGGUUUAAAUAAUGUGUGCAUUAUUUUAGAAAUUCGGAUUAACCAACCAAAGAUGCGAUUCUUUAUACAUGAAAUUUGUGUGUGUAUAUGUAUAUGGCUGCCAUAUGCUUUUUCUAAAGUAGAACAAAUUGACUUCCCUGUUAAAUUAGCACGUUGUUAUAACGGUUUCUACAAUAAGACUACAGUAGCAAGGAGUGUAGGAUACAGUAUCCACUUUUCGUGUUAUCAUGAAUACAGACUUAAAACAUCAACGGACAGAAAAUACAAAGGAAAACUGCUUGGUCUUAAAAAUAACGCUUAUAUUAAGGGAAAUAUGGACGGAGUAGAAUCUAACCUUAGAGCAAAGCGACAAGCUGAAGGUCAGACAAAGCCCCCCAGAAGACAGAGAAAAGAAAUAAGAAUGAUGACAGACGAAGAACGAGAAAAAUACUUUAAUGCAAUUACAACAUUGAAAACCACAAAUGAACAAGUCGACAAUGAAUCAAUCAGUCGUUUCGGUUUGUUGGCAGCUUUUCAUUCUGGUGAACAGUUGGGGGCUCAUGGUGGAUGUGGUUUUGGUCCAUGGCACAGAGCGUUUCUGAUAAUGUAUGAACAGGCUAUGAUGCAAGUUGAUCCUACCGUUACGCUUCCUUAUUGGGAUUCAACUCUCGACUUCUAUAUGGAAGACGCUACACAAUCUAUCUUAUGGACUGACAAAUUUAUGGGAAAUGGAGAUGGAUUAGUUACUACAGGUCCAUUCAAAAACUGGGAUACUGCUGUUGGACCUUUAACAAGAAAUAUCGGAGUUUCUGGAAAACUUUACAGCGAAGAAGACUUUUUAAAUGUGACGUCAAGGACAAAAUAUGGAGAAAUUUGUGGAGAUGAGGCAUUACCUGAGCAUGACAUGGAGUUUUUACACGGACCUCCUCAUGUUUGGAUUGAUGGUCAGAUGGGAAUUAUUGAGACAGCUGCCCAUGAUCCUAUCUUUUUUAUGCAUCAUUCCUUUGUGGAUCUGAUAUGGGAAAAAUUUAGAGACAACCAACGACGAAAUGGAAUAGACCCUCAAGUUGAUUAUCCUGCCGAAUUCUUUGGAGAUAUAUUCCAUGCACCAGAGGAGGCAAUGGGGAUCGGUAGUAUGACAAUGAGAGAUGGUUUGGACGACAAAUUUACCAGAGACAUAUAUGAGUAUGCUCCUCGACCAACUUGUAGCAGAAACAAUCAGGAUUGUGGCUCUAAAUAUAUUAAGUGUGUUGAUGUAGCUGGUGCAUAUAGGUGUGUGUCAAAAACACUGGAAGAAUAUGAAGAUGACAUGGCAACUGGAGGAGGAAAUACUGGCGGAGGAAAUACUGGCGGAGGAAACACUGGCGGAGGAAAUACUGGCGGAGGAAAUACUGGUGGUGGAAACACCGGAGGCGGAAACACAGGAGGAGGAAACACAGGAGGAGGAAACACAGGAGGAGGCAGCUGUCCAACUCCAAAGCCACAUGUACCAAAAGUACCGAAAGUAAAGCCUACAUUGCAUAAACCUGUACAAAACAACUUUUGUGUAAAUGGAAAAAGUGACACAAGAGAAUGGGUUUAUUUACCAAUUAGAGUAACAUAUCAACGGCCACCAGAUUUCACCAAUUAUGGAUCUUACCCAAUUCGUAAUGGAAAGCAGGCAUCAAAAUCAGAUAUCUAUGCUCCAUCUGGAUAUUCAUCUAUGAACAAAUACAUAAGGCCAGGUCGCCCAGAAAACUAUGGGAAUUGUAAAAGUUCCACUAGCGGUGCAGGUGAAAUGUACAUACAAUCUGAUGGACUAAAUUAUGAUGGUACAUAUAGGGAGUAUGCAGUUAUUGAUCAUCGUUUAGCUAUAUCCAUGUCAGUUGCAUAUGUUGCGGUUAAGAAACCAGAAAUCAACGAUCCAUCUGAUGUCGUAAUUUCUGCCUUUGAUUCAUGUGGGAGAGUAUGUCACGCUACGUGUUUAAUCCCUGGUACGGAUUACUACAGACCUUGUUCUGGUGCAUUAAGAAUUUCCGAUGUUCCACGUUUCCCAAAAAUGUAUGGUGGAAAUUUUGGAAACUCUGUUAUGAACGUUUGGAAUUACACAUCUUCUGCAUCAUGUCCACAAUUCAACAUUGAUCAGAUAUACGUCUCUUUCUUCUGUGAUUACAGUAACAGGUGGCCUUGGGAACAUGCACGUAAACAGAACCUCCCUCCACCACCACCAAAACGAAGACCCUCAGUGGACAAUCAACCAAAAGGACCACGUGUAGCAAAUAAACAAACUGAUGCUAGCUUGUCAUUACCCCAAACACCUCAAAAACAAAAAUGUGCAAUUAGAGGAUGCAUGAUUGAACGUGAUGAUUGCAGAGCACCUUGUGAAAAUUUGGUUAAUUAUCCAUGUGUUAACAAAUGUAAUACAUUUGCAAGAUGUUUUUACAAGAAAUACUAUAUACAAACCUGUAGUUAUGGACAUUACGAUAUUACAGAAGGAAAAUGCCAACGCGGCAAAGGUCACUGUUCAGACGAAGAAUAUAACAGCGGAAGUAGAGGUGGUCCAAGACACCAACUUAACCACAAUCGUGCACGACACAUACAUAGACCGCCUGUUCAGAGAUGGGGAAGACCAGGCUUCGGAUAAAAUAUAGACUGCUUUAUGAUUCGUUGAAAAAGUCCCAAGAUAUUCCGUCCAUGCAUUUCAUUAUUUAUUCAUUUCAUAAAUGAAAAUGAUCACCUGGUAAACUUGAAUUUGUUAAAUAUGUCUACAUAUAAAAUAUAUAUUCCUAUAACUUGUUCAUGUUUUUCAACUAGUGAUUUCGGAAUGUACAUGGACUAGGGUAAACUGAGAAUUAAAAUGUGACGUAAUGGCUAAAAUAUAUUUAACAACAUAUCAUUGCUAAGUAUGAAGAA